Molecule: messenger RNA, 2525 nt
Organism: Anopheles stephensi (Asian malaria mosquito)
Lineage: Eukaryota; Metazoa; Arthropoda; Insecta; Diptera; Culicidae
Product: zinc finger protein OZF-like
Exons: 6
Coding region: 87-1523 (478 amino acids)
Biological process (GO): regulation of transcription by RNA polymerase II
Cellular component (GO): nucleus
Molecular function (GO): RNA polymerase II transcription regulatory region sequence-specific DNA binding; DNA-binding transcription factor activity, RNA polymerase II-specific
Source: RefSeq, a predicted model, not a curated record
AAACAGCUUUGCACAAACGUCAACACAAUAAACCCUUUUCCCUCGGGUGAAAUUGUAAACAAACAAAUUGUGGUGCGGCACGUGCGAUGGAUUCUGCUGCAGAAAAAGAAUUGUGUGCAAUUUGCGGGACGGAGCGGCUCAUUUUUCACCGCAACUUCAAGAAGGUGAAAACCAAGUUUUCCGGCACGACAGUGUUUCAGCUGCUGGAACGCUUUUCCGAGCGGGAUCUUUCACAUCUAACCAUCGACAUGUAUGAGUCCGGUGCUUGUAACGAUUGCUAUGCCAAGCUAAACGAUUACGAUGCUGCUUACACAAAAGCACUGAUCAUACGGCAAGAGCUAACGGAUCUGCUACAAAAUGGGUCGUUACAAAUAUUUCAACAACCAGCUGAAGUCGAGCAUGACAAGGCGGCCAAGCAAAAGGAUAACGGCAGGAUUAACUGGGUUCCUCAGCUGGAGCGUUCGAGUGAGCUUACAAACAGAAAACCAACGUUUUCCAUUGCUGGCAUGCCUGCCAUGCGCAUUUCUAUGAAAUGCAAUGUCUGUGGAGCGAUAUUCAACAACAUCAGUCACAUGAAACAGCAUUCCCAUGACGAUGUCAGCGAACGGGAACAGAUGCCGGAAAAGGAAGCGCGCGCACCGUCCCCGAUGCUUGUUAUUGAGAACGUGAAAACGGAAUCUACAUCCGUCGAUAAUUCUGACGAAGAGCUGGACGUGUACUUAGAGUAUCGUAAGAUGGAAUUGUACCCCAAGGAAGAAGCAGAAUCUGAAGAGUACUACCUGUCGGAGGGUAAAGAAGAGCAGGAAACAGCCGAAGCAUCACACCAAAGUCAGCAACGAACCGGCCCAUUCGAAUGUUUGUACUGCGAAGCGAAAUUUGAAAACAAAUUGUGCCUAAGGGAACACUUUAAAACUAACCAUCCGCAAAAUGACGCGGAAAACAUCUGCAAAGUGUGUGGCUUUGCAACGAAAACUCGCGCAGCACUUGCCAGUCACUACGGCAAGCACCUGCGCGAAUCGGAGCUAGUCUGCCAGGUGUGCAGCAAAAAGUUCACCCAACGGGCAUCGCUCCAGCGGCACAUGGCUAUCCACACGGGCGAGAAACCGUACCAGUGCGAUGUGUGCGGGAAGCAGUUCAUUCACUACUCAUCGUUCUACAUGCACCGGUUGGCGCACAAGAACGUGCGAUCAAAGAAUUGCACCAUCUGCGGGUAUUCGCUGCGAUCGAACUCACAUUUGAUCAGGCACAUGCGAACACAUUCCGGUGAAAAACCAUACGCUUGCCCUGUGUGUGAUCAAAAGUUUUCCCAAAGGUACAACAUGGUUCAGCAUCAAAAAACUCACUCGGGAAUUAUGAGACGAUCCGGAAAAACGUUCAACUGUCCGUACUGUGAUUACACUAGCGCGCGGAACGCGCUACUGAAAAGGCAUCUGAUGAAACACCAUGGCAAAAGUGGGAAUGCGUUGAGCGAAAAAGAUGCGUAUGACCAGAUGGGACAGGAGGAAACAAUAACGGACACUUAAUAUCGUCGGUUGAUUAGGCUGUUUGAAUAUUAUUGAGCUGCUAAUAGCCCCUUCUUGUUCGUCCUUUGCCCUACAAUCUCAGGGCCUUCGUUUGACUUGAUUUUACUCCGGGGAGGCUAUCCGGAUGAGAAUCGACAUUCGGUUCUGAACCGGGAUGCUAUUAUUUAAAUAAAAUUGACUACCGUACUCUGCCCCCUUCGUCGUCACACAUCGUCCGAAUGUUGUUAGGAUGUAUAGACCGAUUUCAAGCAGUGUGGUUGCUUUAUCUGCACCUGUUCAUCUAUCUGUGACCCGAUAAGUGUCACGAUAAGGGGCCCGGAGCCUACACUUUACCCGUUUCGACAGUACUGCAAAACCAUUCACUAGCAAAAUACAGCCUUUUUCACACCUUGGGCGUGGUAAAUGAGUGAUCGUAAAGUAAUGGAUAGUGAUUGGAAUACGGAAACAUACCGUACGAUCCCACAGAUGGAACUGGCCGAAGCGCCCGAGGCCAAGGACGCUUUGGAGCAGAACGAUGCGGCGAAACAGAAAAGUCCCCAGGGCAAUAUGUUCGUGCAGAGCAUGUUCGAUAUGACGCUAAUAACGAUCAACUUUUGCCAGAUAUGCUACAUACUGAAGGUUGGACCGGGGUUAGGAUGGUUGUACUACUUUCUGCUCGGACUGUUCGGUGUGUCACUCAUUUUACUCUUCAUGCACGGAUUUAUGGGCCUGUGUGGAAGGUUCAGAUGCAGCAAACCGCUGCCCCAGGCCUGCUUUAACUGUCUUUACAACACGUCCAUGUUCAUGGUGGUGAUCGUGUACAUGGUAAACCUUGUCGGGAAUAUCCUGAUGCUAAAGGAGGCAGAAAACAAGUGCCAAUUGAUGCUGGAGCACACGAAAUCCAUCAUCACUACUCCCCUAGAUGUACCGCAAUAAUCGCACAGGUCGAUACGUCCACAUUCAAUUCUCGUUUGUUAUAUUAGUCGGUAAUACUUUCAAUAAAAUCUACAGAUUGUAUCCGCA